AUGGUGAAAGAAACCACUUACUAUGAUGUUUUGGGGGUCAUACCCAAUGCCACCCAGGAGGAAUUGAAAAAAGCUUACAGGAAACUGGCCUUGAAGUACCACCCUGAUAAGAAUCCAAAUGAAGGAGAGAAGUUUAAACAGAUUUCUCAAGCUUAUGGAGUGCUCUCUGAUGCAAAGAAAAGGGAAUUAUAUGACAAAGGAGGAGAACAGGCAAUUAAAGAAGGUGGAGCUGGUGGUGGUUUUGGCUCCCCCAUGGACAUCUUUGAUAUGUUUUCUGGAGGAGGAAGGAUGCAGAGAGAAUGGAGAGGUCAGAUUGUCAAGCAUGGGGAUAUCAAGUGUGUGCUAAAGGAAGGCAUGCCAAUUUAUCGUAGACCACAUGAGAAGGGUUGCCUAAUCAUCGAAUUUAAGGUUAACUUCCCUGAGAAUGGCUUUCUGUCUCCUGAUAAACUUUCUUUGCUGGAAAAACUCCUACCUGAGAGGAAGGAAGUAGAAGAGACUGAUGAAAUGGACCAGGUAGAACUGGUGGACUUUGAUCCCAAUCAGGAAAGACGGCGCCAUUACAAUGGGGAAGCAUAUGAGGAUGAUGAACAUCAUCCUAGGGGUGGUGUUCAGUGUCAGACCUCUUAAUGGGGCCAGUGAAUAACACUGCUGCUGGCAUUUUAUAUGCAGUAGUGAAUGAGUGAAGGACUAUAAUCAUAGCUCACUACUUGCUAUUGUUUUUGUUUUAAUAUUCAACUAUAGUAGUGUUUUAAAAGUUAAAUGAAGAAUAAACUCAAAUAUAAAAGCUCAAAAA
This is a messenger RNA of Canis lupus familiaris (dog), 793 nucleotides long. Its product is annotated as dnaJ homolog subfamily A member 1-like. Lineage: Eukaryota; Metazoa; Chordata; Mammalia; Carnivora; Canidae. Gene Ontology annotation, biological process: protein refolding. Gene Ontology annotation, cellular component: cytosol; cytoplasm. The coding region runs from base 1 to 627 and encodes 208 amino acids. The record is from RefSeq and is a predicted model, not a curated record. Gene Ontology annotation, molecular function: Hsp70 protein binding. The transcript has 2 exons.